This is a messenger RNA of Anopheles darlingi, 792 nucleotides long. RefSeq names its product putative defense protein 3. The record is from RefSeq and is a predicted model, not a curated record. NCBI's taxonomy places the organism in Eukaryota, Metazoa, Arthropoda, Insecta, Diptera, Culicidae. The transcript is spliced from 3 exons. Gene Ontology annotation, molecular function: oxidoreductase activity, acting on metal ions. The coding region runs from base 118 to 624 and encodes 168 amino acids.
UGUUCUUUACUCCACAGUUCGAGAAAUUCGAACAAGUAAGCAACAACGGUGAACGCAUAGAAGAUUUCUGAAGUUAUUUUAAACUUGUGAGGAAUCUUUCGGUUUCGUUAAGUGGAAAUGCCCAACCGAUUAGCCAGUUUUUUGUGCACACUGGCAUUGCUAUGCAUCUCGCCAGCCUUCGGAUACCCAACCGGUGCUCCAGAGAGCUCCUGUGUCGACAUGACCCCAGGCCAUGGUGGUAACGUUGCUCAGGAAUUUCCUUCGCCUUACGUGAUCAACCUGUCUAAACAGGAACUUCGUGCCGGCGAAACACUCACGAUCACUGUUAACGGUUACACUGAUGAGGAUAUCGUUAAGGGUCUACUCUGCCAAGUGCGCGUAGGAGAAACACCGGUUGGUUCCUUCGACGUUCCUGCGGACGACGAACACCUCAAGGUGUUAGACUGCAACAAUUCCAAGGCUUCCGCUAUUACACACAGAAAGGCUGAUGCAUCCAACGUUGUCUCGUUCAACUGGAUUGCCCCGCAAGGACUCAAGGAUCAGGCACGUGUGUUCUGCACGAUUGUGAAGAGCUUCAGUGUAUUCUGGGUGAAACAGCCUUCCGCCUCGUUGACUUUGUACUGAACAGCCGCUGGGUCCAACAAACAAACAAGUGGUUAUGCCGCAACAAGAGAAACAUAUAUCGAGGAGAUGCUAUUUUUAUCGAUCAUAUUCCAAAAUAUUCACACGUUAAGGAUGAAAAAAUGAAUUCAUGAAUAAAAACUGAUUUCGGUUUUUUUAAUUUCGGAAUGG